CCACGCCAGCUGGGUGCAGGCAGCCUGCAUAAAGCUCAGAGGAGAGGCCACUGAGGCUGGGAGGGUUCUUGGUGGAAGAAUUCUUCAUCCUCUGGGCUGCAGAGGAGCGAUGCAGGAGAGAUUAAGAUGAGCGGAGAUGCGGCAGACUCCACAGACACUCGGCACGAACCCGACCAGGUGGAGCCAGGAAAUGAGCAGAAUGGGCUGGACUUUAACAGGCAGAUUAAAACUGAAGACCUCAGUGACUCCUUACAAUCUGCAAUCCCCCCUAGGUCAGGUCACCUUGUGCAGGGGUCAUCGAUGAUGCCUGGAAGCCAAAUUGCAGGGGAUAUGAGCUCUCUUCACACCCUGCAGCAGCUUGUACUGCUUCCUGGUCACAUGCAGUCUGUUCCCCAGUUUCUUCUGUCUCAGUCUCAGGCUGGGCAACAAGCUUUGCAGCCAAACCUCCUCUCCUUCCCUCAGCAACAAGGCAGCCUUCUCCUCUCCCAGCCAGGACCCAGCCUUGCAUCACAGGCUGUGGGCCGCUCUGGGCUCCCCGGCUCGUCGGUUGAACCCCACCUGGAUGUACCCCAACAUCUGCAAGUGGCAAAGCACCUAACUCCCUCAGGAGCAUCUGAGGAACCCAGCGACCUGGAGGAGCUGGAGAAGUUUGCUAAGACUUUCAAACAAAGGCGAAUCAAGUUGGGGUUCACACAGGGUGACGUUGGACUUGCCAUGGGCAAGCUCUACGGCAACGACUUCAGCCAGACCACCAUUUCCCGCUUUGAGGCUCUCAACCUGAGCUUUAAGAACAUGUGCAAGCUCAAACCGCUGCUGGAGAAGUGGCUGAGCGAUGCAGAAUCUGCUCCUUUGGAUUCUUCCAUGAGCACUCCUAACUCCUACCCCUCAGUGAAUGAGAUGUUUGGAAGGAAAAGAAAGAAGAGGACCAGCAUCGAGACCAACAUUCGCUCCACGCUGGAGAAGAGAUUUCAAGAUAACCCCAAGCCCAGUUCAGAGGAGAUAUCCUUGAUAGCAGAGCAGCUCUCCAUGGAGAAGGAGGUGGUCCGGGUCUGGUUCUGCAACCGGCGUCAGAAGGAGAAGCGGAUCAGCUGCCCAAUGCCAUCCCCCAUCAAGUCACCCAUCUACAACUCCAGACUGGUCUCUACCUCAGGGUCCUUGGGGCCCCUCUCAGUCAAUCCGGUGCACAGCACCAUGCCUGGGACUGUAACAUCAUCGUGUUCCCCAGGGAACUCCAGCAGGCCCUCGUCCCCUGGCAGUGCCCUCCAUGCCAGCAGCCCCGGCACAGCCCAGAGCAACUCCAAAGCUGCAAUGAACUCGUCCGGUUUCAACUCUUCAGGAUCUUGGUACCGAUGGAAUCAACCUACCUACCUCCACUGAGCUGACUCUUCCACCACCUGUAAAAGGAGCUCUGACUUCUAGCUAUGGACCAACCAGGAGCAACGCUUGGGGCAACAUCUAUUGUUCCAGUGCCUUCAAAAUGCUGCCCAAAUGAAGGUCUUGUUUAAGGCAACCCAUAGCAACGGAACUCUCCAGGGACUCAAACCCGCAGCAGCCCUUCCCCAAGGAUUCUCAAUGCCAGCAGUGACAUGACCAUGCUCUUCCAGGCGCUCACUGCGAGAAGCAGCCCUUGCUUAGCACUGCUCGCAUGACACACUGCCCUCUGCUUGCAAACCUCUGCAUUCCCACUGGAUUGCCUGCCCACCUCUCAUCUGGAAGGAUUUCUUUGUCAGCACCCUCUUUUCUCCUCCCUGCUCCCCCUCCCCACUCGUUUCAGAGCUUCCCCUAAGGAGGGUCUAUCACUGCUGUUACUGUCACGCACACCUCUCACGAACCCCCCCAAACUGAGCCAAGGUUACCCAGUUCAUUUCACCAGAGUCCUGUGUCUAGAUGUGAGCCUUGGUUCUCCACAGGCUUCCAAGGUCAAUGGCACUGUGCUUUCUCCACCACCACACCUGCUUUGCUUUGAGCCAUUCUGCUCUCUUUCUAAAGGUGCUCUUUUUCCCCCUCCCCCCCCCUUUCUUCCCCACUUCCCUCCCCA
Pogoniulus pusillus (Red-fronted tinkerbird) is the source of this 2038-nucleotide messenger RNA. RefSeq names its product POU class 2 homeobox 3 (gene POU2F3). Gene Ontology annotation, cellular component: nucleus. Gene Ontology annotation, biological process: regulation of transcription by RNA polymerase II. The record is from RefSeq and is a predicted model, not a curated record. Gene Ontology annotation, molecular function: RNA polymerase II cis-regulatory region sequence-specific DNA binding; DNA-binding transcription factor activity, RNA polymerase II-specific. The coding region runs from base 127 to 1377 and encodes 416 amino acids. Lineage: Eukaryota; Metazoa; Chordata; Aves; Piciformes; Lybiidae. The transcript has 13 exons.